AUGAAGGUUGCCGUACAGCGUGACCUUCAAAUGACCAGAACAGACCUGGAGAACAAACUAGGAAGGACAGUGGAGGCAAAAACAAGCAGCUUAGAAUCCAGGCUGGAGAAGGACCACCAUGAAGCCUCCCAAAAAAUUCAAACUCUACAGGAAAAUUUCCAGAACAUAUAUGAGACCACACAGCGUGACCUUCAGAUGAUCAGAACAGACUGGAAACAUGACCUAGAAAGGACAGUGGAGGCAAAUGCAAGGACCAUGGAAUCCAUGUGGAAGAAGGACCUUCUGCAGCUCUCCCAACAAAUGCAAACUCUGCAGGAAGCAUUCCAGAACAUGGAGCGGUCCACGCAGUGUGAGCUGCAGAUGAUAAGAGCAGACAUGAAGAAUGAACUAGAAAGGACAGUGGAGGCAAAUGCAAGGACCAUGGAAUCCAUGUGGAAGAAGGACCUUCUGCAGCUCUCCCAACAAAUGCAAACUCUGCAGGAAGCAUUCCAGAAGAUGGAGCGGUCCACGCAGUGUGAGCUGCAGAUGAUAAGAGCAGACAUGAAGAAUGAACUAGGAAGGAGAGUGAAGGAAAAUACCUCAAGGGUCUUGGAAUCCAUACAGCUGGUGGACAUCCAGCAGCCCUCCCAAGAAAUCAAAACUCUGGAAAAAACUUUGCAGACCACAUUGGGGUCCACAAAAUACGACUUAGACCUUCCAGUCCUACGGUCCUACAAAGGAGAUGUCAUCCUGGAUGCUGACACAGCUCAUCCCAGACUGGAAAUCUCUGCAGAUGGGAGGACAGUGAAAGAUACUGGUGUCAUCAGAUUCUUGCUCAGAAACGAGAAGAGAUUUGAUUCCCAUCUGUUUGUGUUGGCAAAGGAAGGAUAUACUUCCGGGAAACACUAUUGGGAAGUAAAUGUUGGGACAAGAAAAAACUGGGCCUUGGGCAUUGCCUGUGAAUCUGUGACUCGCAAAGGCACUUUGACUCUGUGUCCUGAGAAUGGCUUCUGGGUUAUCGCAUGUGUGGAUGGGCAAGAUUAUUUGGCCUGCACGAAUCCUUGGACCUGUCUGACUGUGACUGGCUAUUUGUCACAGAUUGGCAUCUUCUUGGACAUCCCAGCCAAGAAGGUUUCUUUUUAUGAUGUCUUUAAGGCAGUAGCUUUGUACACUUUGAGUAUUGCUGAUGGCAGCAGACAGGAAGGCAAAUUCCUUCCCUUCUUCUCUACAGGCCUUGCUGCUGCUGAGCCUGACACUGAGCCGCUAGCAAUACUGCAGUUUUCUGAUGAUGAUGAGUAG
This is a messenger RNA of Pyrgilauda ruficollis (rufous-necked snowfinch), 1278 nucleotides long. Its product is annotated as ret finger protein-like 4A. The transcript is spliced from 7 exons. Gene Ontology annotation, molecular function: protein binding. The record is from RefSeq and is a predicted model, not a curated record. Lineage: Eukaryota; Metazoa; Chordata; Aves; Passeriformes; Passeridae. Bases 1 to 1278 code for a protein of 425 amino acids.